Messenger RNA from Corylus avellana, 2107 nucleotides. It is a transcript of the gene NBS1, whose product is annotated as nijmegen breakage syndrome 1. Gene Ontology annotation, molecular function: damaged DNA binding; protein binding. Gene Ontology annotation, cellular component: Mre11 complex. The record is from RefSeq and is a predicted model, not a curated record. NCBI's taxonomy places the organism in Eukaryota, Viridiplantae, Streptophyta, Magnoliopsida, Fagales, Betulaceae. Gene Ontology annotation, biological process: double-strand break repair via homologous recombination; mitotic G2 DNA damage checkpoint signaling.
AAGAAAGUUUUUUCAAAAGCAUUUUGAGAGUUAUUUUUUUUUAAAGUAUUUGUGAUUAAUUGUUUGAAAGUGUUUGUAUUUAAGCAUGCCUCCCCAAAUUGAACCUGUUUCGUUGAGUUUGUACAGGCAGUCUCUCUUGCUCCGGUGAUUUCAUUCCACCACCACCGAAGCGGAAAAACAUAAAUCGGAAGAAGUUUGAAAGUAUGGUGUGGGGCCUCUUUCCCGUCGACCCUCUCUCAGGUGAAGAUAAGUACUAUAUCUUUGCGAAGGGAACAUACAAAGUGGGUCGCAAAGGUUGUGAUGUAAUUAUUACCAAAGACAAAGGAGUUUCCCGGAUCCAUGCAGAAAUAGUUGUUGAUGCAAUGACGUCUUUAAAUCCCCUGCUUAAAAAACCUUCCAAUAUUUUGUCUAAAGUUAGGGUUAGAGAUUGCUCCAAAUAUGGAACGUCUAUUGACAAGAAUCUUGGGCGAAAGGAAAAGGUUCAUGAACUCCCAAAUAAGGAAACAACGUUAGAAGAUGGCGACUUGAUUUCUUUUGGAACUGGUAAUGCAACCUACAUGUUUUCUUUUGUCCCGCUCAUAUUUUUUGCGUGCUCGGAGUCCUUCCACGAGAAUCAACCCCUGCAAGACAAAAUCUCAUCAAUUGGAGCUCAUAUUAAUGACAGUCUAACUCAAGAGUGCACACAUGUGCUUGUUGAUCAACUCAGGCCAGUGAAAGAAGACAUUGUUGAUGCCAUUGUAUCAAAGAAACCGAUUGUUCUUGAUAGUUGGGUUAAGUUUGUUGCAGAAAAAAGCAUUCGCACUGAAAUUCCUAGCUGCAGUUCUUAUGCUCCAACGCUAACCAUGGAAGGAGUAUCAGUCAAAGUUGCAGACCCUAAGUCUCGUGAAAAGUGUUUGGAAGGAUACACUUUUUUGUUGGAGCCGAUACAAAUGAAGUUCAGGGAUCGGUUGCAGUCCUUAUUGGAAGUGGGCGGUGCAAAAAUUAUUUCUAUUAAAGCAUUUUGUUCAAGUAGCCAAGACUCGGGCUAUGGAGAUAAUAGUCGCAUGGUUUAUGUUGUCCCUGAAGGAUCAGCAGAGGAGUCUGAUGGAUUUCAAAAACUCAGUUCAUUGUUGAGAGUAAAUGAGAUGGAUUUAGUACGUGCUGUUUUAUCUGGAUUGUUGGAUCCAUCCAUAUUAAUAUCACCAUGCAUAAACGUUUCAUCUUCAUGCUCCACAGACGAAACAGUGGUAGCAGAUUCUGAUGUAGAGGUGGAAACAGCCACAUCAAUUCAUGCAAAUGCGACGGUAUGCACUGAUGAGGCCGUUAAAGUUUUGAGCAAGCCUGAAACAUCAAUGGCUACUGUCCACACUGAAGAAGCCAUUAAAUUUGUGAACAAAGCUGAAACAUCCAUGGAUCAUGCUGCCAUCAGAUCAGAGGACAGUGGUGUUAUGAACUACAGAGACAGUAGUUAUGGCAUGACAGUGAGAAGGGACAAGGUUGAUGAUUCUGAAUGCGAAAAUGCAGAUGUAAUUUACAGCCAAACUUUAGUUGUGCGAGAUAUGGACAUAACUUCUGGUGUCAGUACUGCUACCAACAAUAGAGUUCCUAAUUUUAAACUCUUCAGAAAGGCCAAUACUCAAUCUGGGAAUAGCUUCGACAAUUUAAUUCCGUUUUCAAAGUACCCAUAUAAUGAUUCUGACGUUGGGAGUGAAGAAAUGGUUGAAUCUGUUAAAGCAGAGAAAAAGCGGAAGCAAAUGGAAGCUGUUGCAGAAGACUUAUUUAACAAUGAGAAGGGAAGGCGACGUGGUGUGGCUGGUUCUCUUCGUGGGCUUCUUACAAAUGUUUAGCAUCUUUCUCAUGUAUACAAAGGUAUAUCAUACUAUAAGUCAGCAAUCUUCCACCUACAUUGUGCUAUUGAUCCUAGGAAAUCCGGGAUGGACAAGGAUCGGUGGUAUAUCGGCGGUUCACGACAUUAUGAUCAGUUUAUCCAUGGCUCACAAUGUGCUUAUUUAUCUGUCAAGUGUUGCUCGAAGUACCAAGUAAAUAUGCUAUGUACACAAUAUAGUUAUUGUCUGGACAAAGCCCACCUCUUAAAACUUCCAAAUUUUAAGUCAUCACAUUACUCUUC